GUGAUAUCAAGAUGGCCAAGAGUCCUCGAGGCAACAACCAAAGAGCAGUGGCAGCCACAGACUCCGGCGAGAAGGCCGGAUCGUCCAGCUUCCUGGCCGAGCUGAACGAAGCACUGGGAAGCCGGCCAGUUAGUUGGUUACAGGCUGUGGAGACUCUGAGCCAGAAUCCAUCAACGAAACCUCCAGGUCACGGGAUCACCAAGUCGAUCGAACAGACAACCAUUCACCACAACACAGAUCAGAAAGAUAACAACACAGUGGAACGUGACGAAAGCAACACCGCCUUUGAUAACGAUAUCUCUCAAGUCGAAAGCUGUGGUGCCAGUGAGUUAUUCCUCUACACAACCAUCACUUCCACCUCCCCCAUCGCCCCAUCCCUCCCUCACCUUAACCUUCAUCUAUGCAUACUCGAUAAGAUGGGUCGUCCAGCCAAGCUAAUGGAGUCUAUUGGGCAACCUACAGGCAGUUCAGAAGAUGUCCCAGUAGACAAGAGAUCUCGCACUGAGGCAAUCGACUUGCUCCGCGCGAGAACAGCCACUCGUUCGACUCCCACUUCAAGCCCGACCCCGACGCAGACUCCAUCUACACCCGUUGUACCGGUGCUUGAUACCACACCAGCCAGCCAAGUUCCUUCAUAUCCUCUCCCUUCUAUCUCCUCUUCAUCUGAGACCCAAGUUCAUGAGCAGCCAGUCAGCUCGUCUGUUUCAUCAUCUCCCAAGAUCCUACCUUCUGAGCAGGGCUCUCCUGUUGCAUUGUCUCCCAAAGCUCUACCAUCCGAGCAGCCAGCGAUCUCACCUCUCUCUUCAGGAUCUGAGGGAAAACCUUCUGAUCAGAUACCAAGUCCGCCUGUCUCAUCGUCUCCCAAGAAACAACCUUUUGCGGAGUCUCUGAGCUCGCUCGCUCCUGCAGCGUCUGUGGGUAUAUCCAGUGAGCAGCCAGUGAGGUCGCCUGCCGCAUCAUCAGAGGAUAAGGAGUCUGGGCAGCCUUUGGACCUGUCUGCUCCCAUAACAACGGAGGGUAUAUCUUCUGAGGCGCCAGUGGCCACCCCUAUCCCUUCAACAGCUGAGAACAAACACUCGAGCUCGCCAGCCCGUUCAUCUUCAUCUGAGGUUCAGACAUCGGAGCAGACAUUGAGCUCACCUGUUCUUUCGAAACCCGAAGACAACAAGCCUUCUGAACAAACUUUGAGCUCAGAUGUUCCUUCAAACCACGAAGACAAUUCUGAAGAGGAGUUGAGCUCACCUGGCCCUUCGAAAUCUGAAGAGAAACCAGCCGACUCGACCAUCUCUUCGACAUCUGAAACCAACGCCUCUGGACAGCCACAAAGCUCUUCUGUUCCUUUGAAAUCCGAAGACAACCCUUCCGAACAACCACUCGACCCAACCAACCCCACCUCCGAAAAGCCAUCGAGCUCACCUGUUCUCACAACCAAAGACAAGCCUUCUGAGCACCCACAACCACAAAGCUCACCUCUCCCAACCUCAUCGUUCCCCCCUCAGCCAUCAGAGCAAGAACAGAGCCCAUCUCACAACCAACCCCACCCAAACCCACCCACCCCAGUGAUGGAGCCUGCGAAGCUAUCCAAGAAGGCCAAGAAGAACAAGGCGAAGAAGAACAGAAGAAAAGCCAACCGUGCAGCAGCAGCAGGCGGCAGCGGCGGCGGUGGUGGUGGUAGUGGAGCGGGCACAGGAGCUGUCGAGUCCAGCAACCUGUCCACCAGCGGACAGAGCGAGGUCUCCGACGCGAAGACCGCCCCGGCCAAGUCUGCCAACGAGCCAUUGAUGAAAGAAGCAGAGACCAAGGGCAUCGGCGGCGGCAGCAGCAGCCACGAGGCCAAAGAAUCGGCGGCGAUCUUGAACAAACUGCCUGAGCUCGCCAGCAACACGAGCAAACUCAACAAGUCGGACGUCAAGUUGGCUGCCGCUACUGCUGCGGCUUUCCGGGAUAGAGGUAGUGGAAGAAACCCCAGAGCUAGUCCGGAUACUAUUGCUGCUGUUGCUGGUCCUCAGGACAAAGGUGGCGAUAAGAGCACCCGCAAACACGAUCCAGAGACGGCAGCCAAGAUCGUAGCCAUCCAGGCGGCCAUCGACCGACUGAACGCCCUCAACAGGAACCCGUCUGAGUUCAUCGAGCCGAUAGAGGGGCUGCUGAGGAUCGAGCCUUCGGCCGGUUGGCAGUCGUACGCGGGUGCCUUGUCGGCCAAUGCGAGAAUCGCGAACUUUACAGUGAUACCCUGCCGGGGCCGGCCUGGGGCUGCAAGGUCCGAGGUACCUCCCGAGAAUGCCGGAGAUGAGUCGACUCUCACGAAGGCCUCCGACAUAAGAUCCGGUUCUCCACCGCCGUAUUCGAGGGAUCCUGAGCCAAGCACGCCUCAGGGCAACACCGUUACCACUCGAGCCCAGCUCACCCCCAUCCAGGAAGCCACCGCCGAAGGCCAGAAGAAAGUCAAAGCGGGUGAUGGCGAUAAUGAUAAAUCCGGCACUGAGGCAGGAGGAGGAACAGAAGGAGGUGACGCGCACGAUCUGACCCCAAAGUCCACCAGCACGACCUCCACCGCAUGGACAACCAGCCAGCAGGCUCUUCAGACCACGCCCCAGACCGCCGUGACCUCUGCGCCAUCCACCAAGACAAACACAACCGGCACCACCCAGCAUAAGGCCAGGGGAAACAAUACUACCACCACCAACACGCAGUCCAGCGCCAUCAAACCAACCCUCCCACCACCAUCCCACCCCCACGUCGCGAGUAGCAGCCACGCGCACCCCUCUCCACCUCCACCGACCAGCACAUCCCCACUCAGCACCACCGCGAGCACAACCACCACGACCACCACCCAUUACCAACAAAUCUCCAACGUCCGAGGCGGCACGCUCUCCAGCCAAAAGCCCGAGGGCUUCUUCUGGCAACUCGACAGCCACGGGUUCCCCUGCGGGCUGCGCCACUGCCCGAAGCGCUGCAACUCCUGGGACGGGGUCACGGUGAUCUGCCCGGGGUGCGGCCCCUUCUCGGAGACCCGCUACUGCAGCCGCGACCACCUGCUCCAGGACAUCAAGACGCACUGGCCCGUGUGCGGCGACCAGGUCUUCGUGCACCCGUGCCGCGAGAGCACGAUCCCGCGCGAGGUGCGCGAGGGCCCGCCCCUGAUCCCCUGCCUGCACAACUACGACAUGCCCGAGCGCCACCGCCAGGCGGUGUACUUCCGCAUGAACGCGCGCCAGGGCGACUACUUCAUCUUCGCCGACUGGGCCGACUACGUGCGCGCCGGGUUCCCCGAGAACACGACCACCGUGCGCUGCGCCAAGCGCGUGGUGUACACCGUGCGCUUCGAGGAUCCUGAGGAGAAGGAUCGGUUCCGGCGCGUGCUGGCGAUUUGUUUGUUUGCGACGGUUGAGGUUCAUGCGCUGGUGGACUACAUGUACCGCCUCAUUCGGGAUCACCUCCGCGCCGCGAACGCAGCCAAGCAGCUCGAGGCCGCGCUACGCUACCAGAUCCAUGCGGAGACAGGCGUGUCCAUCCAGCAGUACAUCACCGGCGAGCGCCACGCUUGUGCCACGGAUUGGGACGGCCGCAACCGCCGCAACUGUCCGGAUCAGGUGUGUCGGUCCGAGUAUCGUCGCCUCCUGGGUUCCUUGGGCGGAGGCGGUCUACGUGAGGUGGUGAGGAACAUGGAAUCGACUUACUGGAUUCUCCGCGCAGCCAGAACCACUCAUCCGACAGUCAAAGACCCGAAGAAGCGCAUGCUUGGUGAGGGCUUCGAGGGGGUGGCGGAGGAGGAUCAGAGGGUCUAUCGACGUGGUGAUGGCUGGGACGGCGCCGGCACCGGCAACAUGGAGAUCGAAGGUAUGAAUGAGGGUCCUGAAGAAACAUGA
Aspergillus japonicus CBS 114.51 is the source of this 3869-nucleotide messenger RNA. RefSeq lists its product as uncharacterized. The transcript is spliced from 2 exons. The coding region runs from base 12 to 3869 and encodes 1285 amino acids. Lineage: Eukaryota; Fungi; Ascomycota; Eurotiomycetes; Eurotiales; Aspergillaceae. The record is from RefSeq and is a predicted model, not a curated record.